AUGUCCUCUAUCGGUGGCUUCAAGCGCCGUGCGCCCAAGUCGCUAAAAACACGCCGUGCUUUGAAGAAAUAUGACCCGAAGGUUGUGGAGAACCCGAAGAAGAUUCUAUUUUUAAGGGGGACGAAGACGAGCAGCGUUGUUAACGAUGCAAUUGUCGACCUCACAGCCGUGACGAAGCCGUAUAACAAGCGUUUACAGAAACGUAACGCUUUUUAUCCCUUCGAUGGACGCGAGCACCUGGAGUUCCUCGGUUUUAAGAACGACUGCUCAUUGUUUUGUUUUGGUAACGACAGCAAAAAGCGACCUCACAACCUCGUAAUCGGUCGCCAUUUCGAUUUCCACAUUCUUGACAUGUUAGAGCUGGGCAUCAUCGCUGCGGACAGAAUGGAAAUGCCGCGGGACGAAGCGAUUGAUCUCGCGUCACUAGGCGGAAAACCCUUUUUUGUGUUCGAAGGAAGUGAAUUUGUGUCUGACCCCACAUUCGUACGACUGAAGAACCUCCUCAUUGAUUUUUUUCGCGGUAGCAGUGAAACGGAAAUAAACCUGGAUGGAUAUGACCGCGUGUUGUCCUUUUCUCUGAGGUCGGCCAAUGGUGGGGACGUUUGUGUGCCGCCGGCGACAGAUUGUUAUGGCACUGGGAAGCAACAACAGGAAAAGGGGAACACUAUUUUGUGCAUGCGGCACUAUGCACUGCACAAACCGUCCACAGCUGCUGGGAUUCCGAGGAACUUUGGCGCAAAUAUCCGACUGUUAGACAUUGGACCAAAUUUCGAUUUUAUUCUCCGCCGCGCAUCCUUUGCUACACCCGCAGAAUUCAAGGUCUCAACCAAACUACCCAAGGAGGUUUUGGCCACAUUACGUUCCACGGCGGCUAACGUAAGCGCAGAUCCACUAAAUAACCUCCGAGGACAACUACACGUUGGUAAACAGGACGUCCAGCAGCUCAAUCUUCGGCGGUUUAAAGCACAUAAAAGGUCAGCUCGCUCUGCAACUGAAGGAGAGAAUGAUACGCAGCAGAGGGAAGAAGCGGAGGGUGAACCGAUGGUAAAACGUCACCGGCGUAGGCGAGGCAAUGAAAAUGAGGAUGACAUAAACCCCGAUAGGGAUAUUUGA
Molecule: messenger RNA, 1113 nt
Organism: Trypanosoma brucei brucei TREU927
Lineage: Eukaryota; Euglenozoa; Kinetoplastea; Trypanosomatida; Trypanosomatidae
Gene: Tb927.7.270
Product: ribosome biogenesis protein, putative
Exons: 1
Coding region: 1-1113 (370 amino acids)
Biological process (GO): maturation of LSU-rRNA from tricistronic rRNA transcript (SSU-rRNA, 5.8S rRNA, LSU-rRNA); ribosomal large subunit assembly
Cellular component (GO): nucleolus
Molecular function (GO): rRNA binding
Source: RefSeq, a predicted model, not a curated record